Anoplopoma fimbria (sablefish) is the source of this 6984-nucleotide messenger RNA. RefSeq names its product zinc finger, MYM-type 2 (gene zmym2). The coding region runs from base 234 to 4523 and encodes 1429 amino acids. The transcript has 25 exons. Lineage: Eukaryota; Metazoa; Chordata; Actinopteri; Perciformes; Anoplopomatidae. Gene Ontology annotation, molecular function: zinc ion binding. The record is from RefSeq and is a predicted model, not a curated record.
GUUCUACGUUCUGCGCAUGCGCAACCCUGGAUUAAUGUCAAGGCACAAAAGUGGCGCUACAUUGUAUCCAGCUCCGCUCCGGUGGUUGCCUUAGCGAUGGACGGGGAGCCAGAACCAAACCCUGCCGUGGCAGACGAGGCAGCAGGGGAGCGGGUGGAGCCCAUGGAUGCCACUCCCUCCCCGAGCCACUGACCGCACCCGCCUCAGAGGAGGAGGCUGGGGAGGCGGUUUCCAUGGUAACGGAAGAAGAAGGUGAUGAAGCCACGAAGGAGGGCGGUGACGAGGAGGAGGAGGAGGACAAUGACGAUGAUGACGUGGUUCUCGUAGGGGAGGAGGAGGAUCCACAGCCUUCUGCCGCCACCGUCGCCGUCGCCGUAGACACGCCCAGCACAGACGGCCUGGAGACGGCCGAGACUGUGGACAUGUCCCGGGAAAAAAGUCCUGCGUCUUCCAGCCCGACCGCAGUGUUGGCGGCGGCCGCUCAACCUCCCGCCACAGAGGCAGAGCCCAUUGUCAUUGACGAUGAGGAGGACGGCGAGCAGAGAGAUGCUUCCUCACCGGCGCACCCCGGGGGCUCCUCAGAGUCCCGAUCGCCGGCGGCACUCAGCAGCACCGAGCCGGACUCAGAGAUCAGGAUCGCCAGCGUCACCACGCUGGGCUCAGGAGGAGAGAAAGGAGGCUCCACUGGUUCAAAUACGCCGCCACAUCUGGAGGACGUCCAGGAAGACAUGACGCUGGUGAUAACCUCGGUGACGUCGCUGCAGGGUGGAGCGGCGGCUGUGACAGCGGCAGGUGAAGGCCAGCCGGAGGAAAACGGUCUCCAGAUCGGCAGUGCGUUCAGCCUGAAUCCAGACACCCCAUCUGGUCGACCUACAGCCUCCUUUAACCCCGGGAGGGGCUCCGGGCCCGUGGGCCAGCUGGUCCAGAACGGAGACACGGGGACGCACAACAGAGCAGACUCGUGGAUCUCCCAGUCGGCUUCGGUCCCCCGUAACCAGAAACAGACGGGGGUGGACUCUCCGUCACCGGCCUCCUCCCUCCCUAAACCUCCAGGACAGUCUUCCUCGUCCACUUCCUCCUCAGGCUCACAGCCACAGCCCCGGACGGUCAAGGUGACCUGUGCCAACUGUAAAAAGCCUCUGAAGAAAGGCCAGACGGCCUACCAGCGUAAAGGCUCCACACACCUGUUCUGCUCCACCACCUGCCUCUCUGCCUUCUCACACAAACCCGCCCCCAAGAAGAGCUGCACCAUGUGCAAAAAGGACAUCACGAACAUGAAGGGAACCAUCGUGGCCCAGGUCGACUCCAGCGAGUCCUUCCAGGAGUUCUGCAGCACCGGCUGCCUCGGUGCGUACGAGAACAAGCAGAACCCGCCCAAAUCGGGGAUCAAGACCAAAUGCACCGUCUGCGGCAAACUCACAGAGAUCCGUCACGAGGUUAGCUUUAAGACCGUGACCCAUAAGAUCUGCAGCGACACGUGUUUCAACGUUUACCGCCGGGCCAACGGGUUGAUCAUGAACUGCUGCGAGCAGUGUGGCGACUACCUGCCCAGCCGAGCGUCAGCCAACCACUUCCUGCUGGUGGAUGGCCAACAGAAACGCUUCUGCUGCCAGAACUGCAUCAGGGAGUACAAGCAGAUUCACAGUAAACUUGCGACCUGCCUGACUUGCAAAACGCUGAUCAAGACCGGCGAGGUUCUGCACAGCCUCGGAGCGGCCGGCACCAUGGGCUCCUACUGCUCCGUCAACUGCAUGAACAAGGGCAAGCUGGCGUCGACCUCCUUCAUCACCACUGAGCCGUCGUGUCACUUCUGUAAGAGGAACUCGUUGCCUCAGUACCAGGCAACACUGCCGGAGGGAAACAUCCUCAACUUCUGCAGCUCACAGUGUGUCACAAAGUUCCAGAACGCUACUCUUCAAACGGCCACCAACGGACAGACGGCGCUCUCCACAACAAACAACGUCAGCGUCCAGCUGAAGUGUAACUACUGUCGAGGAGCGUUCAGCUUGAAGCCCGAGACUCUGGAGUGGGAGGACAAAGUUUACCAGUUCUGCAGUAAGACGUGCUGCGAGGACUACAAGAAGCUCCACUGCAUCGUGACGUUCUGCGAGUACUGCCAAGAGGAGAAGACGCUGCACGAGAUGGUCAAGUUCUCCGGAGUCAAGAGACCUUUCUGCAGCGAAGGCUGUAAGCUGUUAUUCAAACAGGAUUUUAUAAAGCGGUUGGGUCUGAAGUGUGUCAGCUGUAACCACUGCAACCAGCUGUGUAAGAGAGGUUUGACCCGGCAGCUCGGCGGCAUGACGCGGGACUUCUGCAGCGAGGCCUGCGCCAAGAAGUUCAACGACUGGUACUUCAAGGCGGCGAGGUGCGACUGCUGUAAGGUUCAGGGGAACCUGACGGAGUCGGUGAUGUGGAGAUCAGAGAUGAAGCAUUUCUGUGACCAGGAGUGUUUGUUAAAGUUCUACUGCCAGCAGAACGAGCCCAUCAUGGUCACACAGAAAGGGCCCGAGAACUCCACCCUGGGGUAUGAAAUGCAAGGGGCCAAACUCGGGCUGGUGAACCAGGGCACGGUGGCGUACGCCGGCGGAGGUCUGAUGAGAGACGUCAAGAACAAGGCGGUUCUCUGCAAGCCGCUCACGCUGACCAAGGCCACCUACUGCAAACCUCACAUGCAGAGCAAACUCCUACAGACAGAUGUAGACGAUGGUGUGAAGAGGGAGUAUAUUCCUGUACCCAUACCCGUGCCUGUCUUCAUCCCCAUGCCCAUGAAUAUGUACUCUCAGAUCACUCCCACUCCAGUCUCUCUGCCGAUUCCGGUCCCCGUCCCCGUGUUCCUGCCCACCACCCUGCAGGGGGCGGAGCAGAUCAUCCAGACCAUCAAGGACCUGAAGAACAAGGUGCCCUCCGACCCGCUGGAGGCCGACCUGCUCUCCAUGGCUGAGAUGAUCGCAGAGGACCAGAAGCCAGACGUUAAGAUGGUGAAGGUGAAGUCGGAGAACAGAGAGGAGGAGGCCUCCAGCAGCAGCCCUGAGGAAGAGGAGAAGCAGGAAGAGGAGAAGCAGGAGAAAAAGGAGGAGGAGCAAAAGAAGCAGGAGAAAAAGGAGACGGAGGAGGAAAAGGAGGAAAAGGAGACGGAGGAAGAAAAGGAGGAAAAGGAGAUGGAGGAAGAGAAAGAGGAAAAGGAGACAGAGGAAAAGGAGACAGAGGAAAAGGAGACAGAGGAAAAGGAGACAGAGGAAAAGGAGAAGGGGGAGGAAGAUAAGAAAGAGGAGGAGCAGGAGGAGGACAAGUACGAGCCCGACCUGGACCUGGAGGCAGACUUCACUCAAGCCUCAGACCCGGUCCCAGUCAUGGAGGGAAUGGACGAGGACAUGGGCUUCUCUCUACCUCCAGUUCUGGCCGAGGAGUCGGAGCAGUCGGCACCUAAACCACAGUCCAGGAGACAAGGGAACAAGAAGAGGGCCUUGGAGGAGGGCUCAGAUCAGACCUCGUCCACUUCCUCCCAUCCAGCAGACAGACGCUCAGAAGGAAGGUCGCUACCUCUCAAAGCUCGCUACGGCGUCAACGCCUGGAAACGCUGGGCGCUGUCUCCCUCUGACCAAUCAGAAGACACCAAAGUAAAGGACGGCUCCAAACCUGCUCGGUCUAAAAGUAACCUGCUGUCGCUGAGUUCAGAGGAGCUGAACGCGGCUCUGUCCAGGUUCGUCAGGGAGGUCUGCAGGCCGGGGGGAGAGCGCUACUCUCCAGACAGCAUCCUCUACCUCUGUCUGGGGAUCCAGCAGCAUCUUCACACCAAAGGCCGGACGGAUGACCUGUUCAGUGACCCGAGUUACCGGCAGUUUGGAGAAGAGCUCAACAAAGUCCUGAAGGACUGGCAGCCCAGCGUGCUCCCUGAUGGCUCCCUGUGGGGUCGGGUGGAGGAGCAGAGCCUGUGGAGCAGCCGGCAGCUCGGCGAUCAGAGUCCGGCCGCUCUGCUUCGCUCGCUGGUCUACCUGAACACCAAAUACUUCGGCCUGCGUACGGUGGAGCAGCACCUCCGCCUCUCCUUCGCCAACGUCUACGGGCCCGACACCGUCCAUCCUGUCACCAAGGAGACCGCCGUCUGCAUCCGCGUGCCUUCCAUCUCUCAGGACCACAACGUUCAGACGGAGUCGAGGAAGAGGAAGCGUACGUUGCAGGACGGCGAUCAGGACUACGAACCAGACGACGACUCAGGAGGCUCGGCGGUUCGAUGCCCGGUUAAGAAGCACGAGUGUCACCUGUACGAACUCUACAGAUCAAAGUGCCCGGCGUCAUUGCGGGAGCGUCUGGACUUCUUCUACGUUCAGCCGGAUCCGGCGUGCGGUCCCGAUGACCCGCUGUGGUUCAGCUCCACGCCGCUGGAGCGACAGCUCCUGGAGAGCCUCCUCACCAGAGUCCUCCUGGUCCGGGACGUUUACACGGACAAACAACACCCGGAGGAGGAGAGGGAGGAGGAGAGGGAGGAAGAGGACGGGGGAGAAGAAACAGUUGUGGGAGAGUAGCUGUGGUUUGACUUCCUUUAGCAGAGCCAUGAACUGUCGGCCGGGGAGGAAGAGGAUGAUGGCUAGAUAUGUGUCCUCCUCCCCUGUCUUCAACCCUCCUCCUGGUGAGGAGCGUCCACAACAAAGUAGGAUGAAGAGCAGCCCCAAACUUCUCCUUCAGCUGAGGGAGAGAAAAGUUGUAAACCAGAAGAGGACCGGCACAAAUUAGUCCUUUUUUAAUUAAAGAUGAUGAUGAGGAGCAAAAGAGGCGAAGCUGCAAAUCUAGUAGAAGAGGGUGGUGUGUUUGUAGUGCUCAGAUAAACUAUAUUUAAACUUUUAACACGGAAUCAUGCUUUAACAAAUGUUAUCAGCAGCCACCAGGGGGCGAUGAGGAGGUGAAGGGACAGAUACGUCCUCUCUGCUUCACCUCCUCCUCCUCAUCGCAAUGAAUUGAAAAUGAGGAGUGCUUUGACGUUUCAAGAGAGUAACUUGAAUUAAAGAGGGGAAGACGAGAAUCAUGGCCCCAGAAGAGGAAGAAGUAAGUUUGAGGCAGCUGGUAGGUUGAAACUGAUGGUAGUUCAGUUUGUACAAAAAAUAGAAACACAGGUAGAUUAUUUUUGGGGUAAACUAAGCAGCUAAUCAUAGUUCUACUUUACAUUUCAGAUUUCUAUUAUAAAGGAUGAAUGAACACUAAAAAUAAAUAAUGCAGACAGAUGGAGAGAUCCAGGUUUGAACCCUGCCCAUCAGUGAUGUAAUGUGAAUGGUAUAUUCACAUUUAACAAAUGUUUGGUUUAAGAUUUAAAGGUUGUGUGAGUUUUUCAGACUUCUGCUCAGGAGAGACCUGCAGAGUUUAAAAGAUGUAAACGCUUCCUCUUCAGUUUCUUUAAACUCAGUCUUUAGAUGAUCAUCAGUACUUUAAAACUGACACUUUGUAGCACUAAGUGUGUCAAAAGUCCGACAAGUUCAGACAUUUUGCAAUGUUGGAUCUUUCUACGAUGCAUUAUUUUCUGCAUGAUGACAUUUCCAACUCUCCACCAUGUCUUGAACGCAGCGUAGAUUCCUCCUCCCAGUCAGGGCGAUUCACUGGUUUCACUCCUCAUAACUGGGGCUGCUUUCAUUCCUCCACCAUCAUCCCACUCGCUGCUCUUCCUCUGUCACCAUCUGCUCUCAGGCGACAUCCCCCCCCCACAGAGGACUUCAGGAAGUUGGGGCUGAUCCCAGAACAGUCAAGAGGAGCCGACACCUCCCCGACAUGCUGCGUGUCUUUAUAGGACUUUAGGAGAACCUUCAUUCAUGCGAUGUAGCAUCAUGAGCGUAGGAACGUUUCUGAAGUGUAAAUAUCUCCUGAAACGAGUUAUGAGUUGACAGAAAAAUCACCCACUGAAACCUUCAGCUUGAAUAAAAACACGCCUCCCCACAAGCCUUUUUUUAAAACACAGACUGAUUAUUUAUUUACCUUUUUAUUAGUUUGACUGUAUCCUCUUUAUUCUUUUUUAUUUUUAUGGGUUCCACUUCCUUAACAUUGAAAACCUGCUGCUGUCCGUCACCUCUCUGUCAUCCAUUAAAAACAUUUUUAUUUUUUGUGAUAAAACAUGAAGGACACGGAUUAUUCAGAGCUCAAGAGACUAUUUUUGAAUGUUUCCUUUCUGCUUUUGUCUUCGUGUUUGUACCUUCCGGCUUCUCCGUUACUCUUAGUCUCCUUUUUAAACUUUAAUAUCUGUUUUAGUUUAAAAACUGAGCACUUCUUCUUCCAAGCUGUAUUUUAGAGUGCAGAGCAAAAGUUUAUAUUGUGUAAAUGAUUGGGUUGGACAUUUCAAUUUUAUUCUUCAUGAUUUUGUUUUACACUAUCCAUUGUUUAUUUCUUUAUUUUUUAUUUUAUUUAUGUGGUUUUUUAUUUGAAUUUCUGAAUGUUUAAAUAAAUUUGGAGAAAGUGUCAUCAAGUUUUAAAAUCAAUUGAAAGUUUUUCCUUCAAAUAGGGAGAAUAUUCUUGAAACGUAAAGCUAAGAUUGACAAAAAAUAUCCCCUCCAGAUGUUUUUUGUUUGACUCACCAUUAACACAAGGUUUUAAAUUUGAUUUCUCAUGACUGAAGUGGAUUAAAACCAGUGAACGACGUCAGAGAAAACACUUUAUUUUAUCUAAAGAGCGGUUGUUCCUGUUAUUUUGUCCACUCGACUAGAAGUGCAGCGUCAUAUUUCAGGAAGACAAAGGUUUUAUGGUUUACGGAGAAAGCUGAUCUGGAUUUCUGACACCAGAUCAGCUCCGAAAACCUUUUUAAAAGCAGCCCGGAUCAGAGGACCCGGGUUAACAUGGCUGAUAUUUUAAUUUUUAAUUUUUUUUGGGCUGGACUCGAGAGGCAGCGACCGCCCCUCAUGUGGACGCUGUGGCUGGCUCUAAAGCCUAAUGUGAAUGUGCCUAUCUGUAAAUACUGAAAGUGAGUGACUGUGAGUCUGAUGCUAUGUGUGUGGGCUGAUCUGCUGAUAC